AUUUAUUUUUUCUGAUUUUUAUUUUUAUUUAUUUUCCUUUUUUUUCUUGUUAAUAUUAAUUGUGAUCUUUAUCAAUUGUGUUUCCUUCAUCCUUUUUGUUAAAUAUUUACUCUGUAAUCAAAUCAUAAUGAGUAUCCAAUUGACCUUUGUUACAACUUUUUUAUACAUUGAAAUUGUUAUCAUGUUAAUUUCAUUGCCAAAAAAUUCAUCAACUGCUCCAACAGUUUCACAUCCAGAAUCUAAUUUAUUUGAUCAAUUUUGCCUUAAUUCUACAAAUUUUAAUUCUAUCCAGCAUGAUAAAUUUAUUUAUAUAAAUAAUUUUAAUCGAAAUGCUAAACCAGUUGACAGUAGAAACUUACGAAACUCUUCCCCUCUGGUUCCCGAUCCAAGUAGUAGUACAAUUGAAGUGUUAGAUCGUAUUAAAAGAUUAAGUAAACCACCUAAUGGUCGUAAAAAUCGGCGUAAAAAUCGUAAAACUACUUGCCGACGGAAUUCACUUUAUGUCGAUUUCAGUGAGGUCGGUUGGAACGAUUGGAUUGUCGCACCUUUGGGUUACCAAGCCUUCUAUUGUGUCGGUGAAUGUCCUUACGUCCUCAACGACAGUCACAAUGCAACUAAUCAUGCGAUCGUCCAAAAUUUAGUUAAUUCAUUUACACCCAAUAAGGUACAAAAAUCUUGUUGUGUUCCCACUGAACUUUCAUCGAUAUCAAUUUUAUACGUUGAUGAACAUGGGAAAGUUGUUCUUAAAAAUUAUCAAGACAUGGUAGUUGAAGCUUGUGGAUGUCGAUAAAAGGACAAUUUACUCAAAUGUAAUAUCACUGCCAUAAACAAUUACAAGGACACAAACACAAACACUUUAAACUUAAAGAAAUUAUUCCCUCUUUGUGAUAAUUCAUAAUGCGAACAAUUUGCUUUUGUGGAUCGAGCUCUUCGACUGAUCGACUAAGACGACUAGAUUCUUGAAAAUCAGGCAAAAGAACAUAAGCAAUAAAAGGUUUCGUCUGAUGGACAGUUAACCAAUUUGUGUUUCGAGUUUUUGGCCAUUUAUAGUCGAUUAUUUUCUCGAUUUUACUGAAACUACUGUUGGUGUUAAAGUAAACAUUGUCCCCUUCCAAUUUGGGGACAUUGACAUAAACCACUUCAGCAUCAGGAUCCACACGUAGACUACAAUUAUUAUUGAGAGUGGUUUUCACUCCAAUCAUGUUUACCAUGAGGUGUUAACAAUAAAGUGUGUUAAAGGAUAAAAUUGUUAAGAAAAAAAGAGAGAAAGAGAGAGAGAGAGAGAAAGAGAUACAAUAAAACUGAGACAAAAUGUAAAGAAAUAUUUUCACGUUGACAAAAAGAUUGAAUAUAAAACAAUGACUGAGAUCACGAGAGUUCAUCAUUUGCAUGAUUUCAUUAUCACUCAAUUUACUGCGCAAACUGGAGGGUGCCUUUAUCUUGCUGGUGUUCUUGGAACAGGGAAAAAAGCUACUGUUAGAAGUGUGCGAAGAUCUGUUGAAGAAAAUGCGACCAAACUAAAUAUAAAGAAAAAGUUACAUCGCUUCAUUGAAGUCAAUUAAAGAUCCUAAUCUUUUAUUAUUCAAUCCUUCAAAAGAAUACCAAAUUUUCCGUUAGAUGGCGGCAGACUUCAAAAAGAAUAGCUUCUUAUGAGGUCGAUAGAUGGAGACAAGUUUGGAUUUUGAAAAAACUUUUCCAUUUUUUAUAGAAACGUCAAGUUGGAAACAUUUAAUUUCCUUUUCUGAAUUUGUAGUUUUUGCAAUCAGUUUAGAAUUAAAAAAAAUUUUUCAUCUUGGUGAGAAAAUAUUUAAUUUAUUC
Messenger RNA from Panonychus citri (citrus red mite), 1818 nucleotides. Its product is annotated as bone morphogenetic protein 2-A-like. Gene Ontology annotation, cellular component: extracellular region. Gene Ontology annotation, biological process: SMAD protein signal transduction; BMP signaling pathway. NCBI's taxonomy places the organism in Eukaryota, Metazoa, Arthropoda, Arachnida, Trombidiformes, Tetranychidae. The transcript has 3 exons. The record is from RefSeq and is a predicted model, not a curated record. Gene Ontology annotation, molecular function: growth factor activity; cytokine activity. Bases 128 to 790 code for a protein of 220 amino acids.